AUGGUGGGGAGCCCGCUCAAGAGGCGCUCGACCCCCGGCAUGAGCGGGAUGCGGUCCAUCACGUUCCGGGGCGGCAAGGACGGGGCGGGCAAGGGGCGGGAGGAGAGCAUGUGGACCAAGCUGUCCGCGCUGCACGAAGCCAUGCCGAUGCACCUGCGGUUCGGCAAGCCCAAGCUGCGGUCGCCCGCGGAGCUGGUGGCCAAGACGAACGCUGCGCUGGGCGUGCUGACGUCCGUGCAGAAGGACCGGGCCGUGGACAAGGCGGUCGAAGACGUCGGACGCUACGUGGAGCAGAUGAAGGUCCAUGUCUUCGGCAACGACGACCACCCGGCGUCUAAGGAGAACGUGCUGGCCCUGGCGGAGGAGGUGUGCAACCAGGGUCUGCUGCUGGGGCUGUGCCAGUGUCUGGGGGAGCUGGAGUUCGAGUCGCGGAAGGACGCGGCGCUGGUGGUGGGGGCGCUGGUGCGGGUUAGCGACGACGACGACCGGUUCCCCGCGGUGGAGUACGUGAAGGAGCACUCCGUGAUCCUGGAGUGCCUGUUCAGCGGGUACAAGGACCAGACGAUCGCCCUGAGCUGCGGGAGCAUGCUGCGGGACUGCAUUCGGCACAAGAGGCUGGCAAGGCGCGUGUUGCACAGUGAGUGGGUCCUGCAGUUCUUUGUGGAGAUCGAAGAACGCAAGUUUGAGGUUUCUUCCGACGCUUUUGUCACCUUCAGGGACCUCCUGACACGACACAAGGAUCUUGUUGCACAGUUCCUGGAUGAAAAAUUCGACGAGUUCUUCCCCAGGUACAACCAAUGUUUGCGAUCUAAAAACUACGUGACCCGAAGGCAGCUUCUGAAGCUGCUGGGUGAGCUCUUGCUUGAUCCUGCAAACGUGGCAGUCAUGCUGCGUUACGUGGGCGACGUUCAGAACUUGAUAUUGAUGAUGACGUUGCUCAAGGACGAGUACUCGAGCAUACAGUAUGAGGCGUUCCAUGUCUUCAAGGUUUUCGUGGCAAACCCGAACAAACCGCAGGCUGUUGUGGAUAUCCUGUCGAAUAACAAGGCCAAGCUCCUCAGAUUUCUUGGUAACUUUCAUGACGACCAAGUUGCCUCUGAAGAGGAAGAGACCCAGUUCAGGAACGAAAAGGGACUCGUCAUCCAGGAGAUCACUAAUCUUGGCGUGGAGAAAAAGAAUGGGCAGGCAUAG
Molecule: messenger RNA, 1191 nt
Organism: Ostreobium quekettii
Lineage: Eukaryota; Viridiplantae; Chlorophyta; Ulvophyceae; Bryopsidales; Ostreobiaceae
Source: the annotation of a GenBank genome assembly